CGGAAGCCCACGGGCCCGACCUUGAGGAGAUUCGCCUGAGCCGGGCUGCAUUUAUUGUUUGGUCGGCAGACAAUGUAGGUGCUUAAUUCAUUUGUCGUCGCGAAGAUUUAUGCGAUAUUUCACGAAUGUUGGAUGCAAUAGAGUGAAAGCCGAAGUUUGUGAUUGACGGUGGUCCUCCGUCCCUGUGCGCUUUCCUGCCUUGGAUCAUGUCAGUAAGGUGACACAUGCCUGAGUAGGAUUACACAAGUAGAUUCGCCAUGGUGAAAACGCCGCUUUUGGAUGAAUUCUGCAAGUCUCCUUUUUGGGAUGACAAUCUUUUAUGGAAUUCAACCAAUCCAGAUUUAACACCAUGCUUCGAAAAGACAGCCCUCGUGUGGACACCUUGCUUGUUCCUGUGGCUGUUUGGUCCAUUAGAAUGCUAUUUUCAAAGGAAGUCUUCCUACAAGCCCUUACCAUGGACUGGAGCAAAUAUAAUCAGAAUGGUUUUAUCUCUGAUCCUGAGUAUUUUGUGUGCAUUGAAUAUAUUGGAUGAAUUGUUUAACAAAAGUAAUGAUGUAUAUUUUGUGCCUUCCCUCGUUGCGGAAUCGCUAAAAGCGCUUACUUUUCUCUUUGCCUUGGUCUUGAUGUUAUUCAACAGAAAGCGAGGGCGGCAUACUUCUGGCAUUUUGUUCAUUUUUUGGUUAUCUCUAACAUUCUGCGAGAUUUUUCCAUACAGAACUGCAUUUAUGACACUCCAGUCUCAGACUGAAUUGCCGAGUAUAUUUUCUUUCGUUAUACACAUGAUAUAUUUCCCGAUCUUGGCAGCCGAGUUAAUUUUGUCUUGCUUCGCAGACAUCCGGUAUCGACAUCCUCCUGACAUAGAAGGAAAAAAAGAAUGUCCAGAAAUGAGAGCUUCUUUUGCAUCUAAGCUGACUUUUUGGUGGUUUAAUGGGAUGAGCAUUCUGGGCUGGAAAAGGCCUUUAAGAUUUGAAGAUCUGUGGGAGCUAAAUCCAGACGAUCGCACUGAUCACAUAGCUUCUCAAUUUGAAAAACAUUACAGACAGUUUAACUGGACCCAACCAACUGCACCCUCCAAAAUACGCGAGGAGGUCGAGGAUGUGAAAGCAGAAGAACAAGUGUUGAAGGAUGGAACAGAAUACAUCGUGAGGAAUGGUCGUCACGAGCAGCCCAAAGAAAAAAUUCAUAUACUUCGCUCGCUCUAUAAAACUUUUGCUGGUUCUUUUAUUACGGGAAGCAUCCUGAAGUUAAUAUAUGAUUUGCUUCAGUUUAUCAAUCCGCUUAUCUUACGUUCCCUCAUUGAAUAUGUGAAGUCGGACGAUCCUCUUUGGAUAGGAGUUUUGUUUGCUGCCCUUAUAUUUCUGAACUGUACUCUACAAUCCGUUGUAUUGGGUUCUUAUUUCCACCGUAUGUUUAUUAUCGGCAUGCGUGUGCGCACUGCUCUUGUCACAGCUGUGUAUAAGAAAUCUCUAGUUCUCUCAUCAACUGCAAGAAAAGAAUCCACUGUUGGUGAAAUAGUGAAUUUGAUGUCUGUGGAUUCUCAGCGAUUUAUGGACUUGAUGACCUACUUGAACCUCAUAUGGUCUGCUCCCCUUCAGAUCGUGGUUGCUCUCUUAAUGCUGUUCAACAUAUUGGGAAUAGCUGUUUUAUCUGGACUUUUUGUAUCUAUUAUUCUGAUACCUAUCAAUGCCCUGCUAGGCCAAAUGAUGAAAAAGCGACAGGUGAAACAAAUGAAAUAUAAAGAUGAGCGAGUAAAACUUGUCAAUGAAGUUUUAUCUGGUAUCAAGGUAUUGAAACUGUAUGCUUGGGAGGAGGCCUUCAGGGAAAAAAUUAAUGCAAUUAGAGAAAAAGAAAUCAAGAAUUUGAAAUUUAUUGCAUAUCUGAAUUCCUUAACUAUGAUGAUUUGGAGCUGUUCACCUUUCUUAGUUGCUCUUGUCAGUUUUGCUACCUAUGUGCUUAUAGAUGAAAACAAUCAUCUAGAUGCAGCCACUGCAUUUGUUUCUCUUUCUCUAUUCAAUAUACUACGCUUUCCAUUGACUAUGUUGCCUCAUCUAAUCACUACAAUGAUUCUAGUUUCUGUAUCUGUGAAAAGACUUAACAAGUACAUGAACAGUGAAGAGCUUGAUAGAUAUGUUACUUAUGAUCCAUCUGAUGUGUUUGCAUUGACUGUCAGCAAUGGAGACUUUACGUGGGACCCACCCAAGAAAGAAGAGAAAGAGAAGGCAGCUAAACCUACUCUGACUAAUAUUCAACUGUUAGUCCCAAGAGGCAGCCUUAUUGCAAUUGUGGGACAGGUUGGGUCUGGGAAAUCAUCCCUUUUCUCUGCCAUAUUGGGGGAGAUGACGAAGCUUUCAGGAAGUGUCAUUUUUAGUGGCAAAGUUGCAUAUACUUCUCAGCAACCAUGGAUACAAAAUACAUCCUUGAAAAACAAUAUUUUGUUCUCCAAGCCCUUAUCGAAGCAUUUUUACGAGGAAGUUAUUGAAGCUUGCGGGCUGAAACCAGAUCUUGAAAUUUUGCCAGGAGGAGACCAGACAGAGAUAGGAGAAAAGGGUAUAAAUUUGAGUGGUGGUCAGAAACAACGAGUAAGUUUGGCAAGAGCAGUUUAUGCCUCUGCUGAUAUAUAUCUUUUGGAUGAUCCUUUAUCUGCUGUGGACUCGCAUGUUGGGAAACAUAUAUUUGAUAAAGUGAUCGGACCCUCUGGGUUACUGAAAUCAAAGACUCGAAUAUUGGUGACCCAUUCUUUAACAUACUUGCCUCAAACAGAUGUAAUUUAUGUUAUGAAAGAUGGGACAAUAGCUGAGAAAGGCUCCUUUCAAGAGCUGGUGGAUAGCAAAGGACCCUUUGCUGAAUAUCUUGCUCAGUAUGGAUCAGAGAUCGAUGACUCUGAAGACUUGAGUGAUAUUCCACCAGAACUUAUAAGGAGCUUAUCCCUUAAUACUGAAAGUAGCCCUGGUUCUGAUCUGGAAGACAGUCAGCAGAUGACUAUCAUGUCCAUCAAUCGCCAACCAUCAAUGGAACGAUCCGUUAGUCGGCAACCAUCAAUAGAACGAUCCAUUAGUCGCCAGAAUUCGAGGGAAAAACGUUCCAAUUCCUUAUCUAAUUCGAUAGAGAAAUCGGGUUCCUUGCCAAAGGAUUUUGCUAAACUGAUUAACAUUGAAGAGGCAGAAACUGGACAGGUGAAAAUAUCAGUCUACAUGGAGUAUUUUAAAGCAGUUGGCCACUGGUGGCUGGCUGUCAUUGUUAUCUCUUAUAUUGUGUGGCAAGCAUUUGCUGUGGAAUCCAAUGUGUGGCUGAGUGAAUGGGGCACUGAUAAACCUCUGAAUGGCACUGAAGAAAAAGCACAGAGAGACUACAGACUUGGCAUAUUUGGUGCUUUGGGACUUGGGCAAUCCAUCGGAAUAUUUGUCGGAUCUUUUGCUGUUGCUUAUGGGACACUCGCUGCCGCCAAUUCUCUCCAUGAUGGGAUACUUAUAAAUGUCUUGAAGUCCCCCAUGUCGUUCUUUGACACUACUCCCCUGGGACGCAUAGUGAAUCGCUUCUCCAAAGACAUUGAUACAGUGGAUGUAACCAUCCCUAUGACCUUGAGGUCCUGGUUGUCAUGCUUGCUUCAGGUUAUUUCCACACUUAUUGUCAUCAGUGUGCAAACACCGAUCUUUUUAGUGGUGGUUGUGCCCAUCAGUGUUAUCUAUUAUUUUAUACAACGAUUUUAUCUGUCAACGAGUCGGCAGCUGAAGAGACUCGAAUCCAUCACUCGAUCUCCCAUCUAUUCCCAUUUUUCCGAAACAUUGUCGGGAGCAAGCACCAUUCGAGCUUACAGAGCAGAGGAGAGAUUCUGCAGACAGUCCAAUACUUUUGUCGAUAACAAUCAAAUAUGCUACUAUCCUAGCAUUGUGUCCAAUAGGUGGUUGGCCAUUCGUCUAGAUUUUUGUGGAAAUUUCAUCAUUUUCUUUGCUGCUCUAUUUGCUGUACUUCAGAGAGAUAGUUUAGAUGCUGGAAAAGUGGGAUUGUCUGUUACUUAUGCACUUAUGGUCACCAGUACAUUGAAUUGGCUUGUGAGAAUGAGUUCCGAGUUGGAAACGAACAUUGUUGCUGUGGAAAGAAUUUUGGAAUACACCAACACUCCGACUGAAGCCCCUUGGGACAUAGAAGACAAGAAACCGCCCAAAGAAUGGCCUGACAGAGGAACCGUUAAGAUGGAUAACUAUUCUACGAGAUACAGAGCUGGGUUGGAUUUAGUUUUGAAACAAAUUUCGUGCGAUGUUAAGUCGGGGGAGAAGAUUGGAAUUGUUGGGAGGACGGGAGCCGGAAAGUCGUCUUUGACUCUGUCUCUGUUCCGGAUCAUCGAGGCUGCCGAGGGAAAAAUCGUGCUGGACGAUCUUAACAUUGCCGACAUGGGCCUUCACGAUCUCAGAUCCAAAAUCACGAUCAUUCCUCAGGAUCCGGUACUUUUCUCCGGGACACUCCGAAUGAACUUAGAUCCGUUCAACUGGUACUCGGAUGCUCAGCUGUGGGAAGCUCUGGAACAUGCUCAUUUGAAAAAUUUUGUGAGUACUCUGGAGGAAGGUUUGGAACACGAGGUGGUCGAAGGAGGAGAGAAUCUGAGCGUUGGCCAAAGGCAACUUGUGUGCCUUGCCCGGGCCUUACUCCGAAAGACCAAAAUUCUGGUUUUGGAUGAGGCCACUGCUGCUGUGGAUUUGGAGACCGACAGUCUUAUUCAGGGAACCAUCAGAACAGAGUUUAAGGAUGCGUCAGUGCUAACGAUUGCUCAUCGUCUCAACACUGUGAUGGAUUAUGAUAGGAUAAUGGUAUUAGAUCAGGGAAGAGUUGCAGAAUUCGAUUCGCCAGACGCUUUGCUGAAAAAUAAGAAUUCCAUCUUCUAUGGAAUGGCCAAAGACGCAGGUCUUGUUUGAAGAAAUCAAGAAUCGGUACUUUUCUCCCGACGGUUGAAACAGUACACAAUGCGAGUAUUACGGACCAGUAUGCAAUUGUUUUCAGUAUCCACUUUAAUGAAUAUUUCUUUUCUGUGAUGAUUGCAAAUCAAACCUAAAGAGUAUUUUUUUCCCUACUUUUUAUUCGUUGUAAAUAAUUAUCACUGAAUGUACUUAAUUUUAAAAACAUUUGCUGAUUUUUAUGUGCUUAUUUUAAACUAAAAUUUUUUUCUGUUGCAUUGUACAUUUUUUUUCCCCAUUAAGAUGGUUUUUGUACAAUGUUUAUUGGAGUUCAUUUGUAAAUAAAUUACUUUUAAUUUAUUUGAAAAAUCAUUUUUAAGAAACAUUAUGAUCAUGCUAUUACUUAAUGAAAGUAAUUAAUUAUCUGUUUGUUAAUUUAAUCUCCGGAAACGUAUUUUGCAACUAUUAAGAUUUUUAAAGUCUUACUUAAUUUUAUGUUUUAUUUGAAAUAGGAGGUAUUACUUAAAAUGAUUGGCAUUUACAAUUAUUUAGAUAUCUUUAAUUAAAUUUUUUUUUCUCAUUUAAUAAUAAAGUUUAUUUUGAUUUUAUGCUUUUAUUAUUUGAAAAUGGGUCUCAUAAAUAUAUUCUUUUCGAUGUUUUUAUAAAUACAAUUUCAGUGGA
Molecule: messenger RNA, 5567 nt
Organism: Argiope bruennichi
Lineage: Eukaryota; Metazoa; Arthropoda; Arachnida; Araneae; Araneidae
Product: multidrug resistance-associated protein 1-like
Exons: 29
Coding region: 258-4907 (1549 amino acids)
Biological process (GO): transmembrane transport
Cellular component (GO): membrane
Molecular function (GO): ABC-type transporter activity; ATP binding; ATP hydrolysis activity
Source: RefSeq, a predicted model, not a curated record